Molecule: messenger RNA, 3319 nt
Organism: Medicago truncatula (barrel medic)
Lineage: Eukaryota; Viridiplantae; Streptophyta; Magnoliopsida; Fabales; Fabaceae
Product: putative calcium-transporting ATPase 11, plasma membrane-type
Exons: 7
Coding region: 1-3174 (1057 amino acids)
Biological process (GO): calcium ion transmembrane transport
Cellular component (GO): intracellular membrane-bounded organelle; plasma membrane
Molecular function (GO): ATP binding; calmodulin binding; ATP hydrolysis activity
Source: RefSeq, a predicted model, not a curated record
AUGGAGAAGUAUCUGAGAGAGAACUUUCAUGUUGAACCCAAGCGCCCGUCAGAAGCCGCUCAACGCAGAUGGAGAUCCGCUGUCUCCGUUGUCAAGAACCCUCGACGCAGGUUUCGAUGGGUGGCCAAUCUCGCUCAACGUGCCGACGCCGAACAGAAACGCAAGAAGCUUCAGGAGAAGAUACGAGUUGCUCUUUAUGUACAAAAAGCAGCAUUGCAUUUUAUAAACGGUAAUCUACAUUCAAUAGCUUUCAUUCAUCUUUUUACUCUUUUCACUCCUGGAACCCGAGGAACUGGUGAUUACAUGCUCUCCAAAGAGAUUCAAGAAGCAGGUUUCGGAAUCGUGCCUGAUGAAUUAGCAUCCAUUGUUAGAUCUCAUGACACUAAAUGUUUAGAACAUCAUGAGGGAGUUGAAGGAUUGGCCAAAGCUGUCCGCGUAUCAUUUCAAGGCGGUGUUAGUUCAAGCGACGUAAAACAUAGACAAGAUAUCUAUGGUCAUAACCGCCACACGGAGAAACCCUCAAGGAGUUUUUGGAUGUUUGUUUGGGAUGCAAUGCAAGACUUGACACUAGUCAUCCUUAUUCUAUGUUCUGUAGUAUCAAUUGGUGUUGGAAUCUUAACCGAAGGUUUUCCUAAAGGUAUGUAUGAUGGAGUUGGAAUCAUACUAUGUAUUAUUUUAGUGGUUUUUGUCACUUCAAUAAGUGACUAUAAACAGUCUUUGCAAUUUAAGGAUUUGGAUAAAGAGAAGAAAAAUGUAAGCAUUCAUGUUACAAGAGAUAGUAGAAGACAAAAGGUUUCAAUUCAUGAUCUAGUAGUUGGAGAUAUAGUUCAUCUCGCAAUCGGAGACAUAGUUCCUGCAGAUGGAUUAUAUAUAUCAGGAUUUAGUUUAUUGAUCGAUGAAUCAAGUUUAUCCGGUGAGAGUGAAGCCGUAAAUGUUGAUCAACAAAAGCCAUUUCUUCUAUGUGGAACCACAGUUCAAGAUGGUUCUGCUAAGAUGCUCGUGACUUCGGUUGGUAUGAAGACGGAAUGGGGAAGAUUGAUGGAAACUUUGAAUGAAGGCGGAGAUGAUGAGACACCUCUUCAGGUGAAACUAAAUGGUGUUGCUACACUAAUUGGAAAAAUAGGGUUAGGUUUUGCAUUGGUAACAUUUUUAGUUCUUACUGGUAGGUUUUUGGUUGUGAAAAUAUCUCACAAUAGCAUCACUAAAUGGGAUCUAAAUGAUGCUUCUAUGCUUCUCAAUUUCUUUGCUACUGCUGUUAUUAUAAUAGUCGUUGCGGUUCCUGAGGGUUUGCCUUUAGCAGUUACACUAAGUCUUGCGUUCGCGAUGAAGAAAUUGAUGAAUGAUAAGGCACUUGUUAGACACUUAUCUGCAUGUGAAACAAUGGGUUCUGCUGGUUGUAUUUGCACUGAUAAAACUGGAACUUUGACCACAAAUCAAAUGGUUGUUGACAAAAUAUGGAUUUGUGAACAAACUAAGCCGAUUAAAACUGGAAAUCGUGAUGAUGGUAAUUUAUUGAAGAACUCAAUUUCCGAGGAGAUAUUCGAUCUCUUUUUGCAGUCAAUAUUUCAGAAUACUGCCUCAGAGGUUGUGAAAGGUGAAGAUGGAAAGAACAAGGUGAUGGGAACUCCAACAGAAUCAGCAUUGCUUGGAUUUGGUUUGAUUUUAGGAGGUGAUACUAAGUUUUACAAUGACAAGUAUAAGAUAGUUAAGGUUGAACCUUUCAAUUCAACGCGUAAAAAGAUGUCUGUUCUUGUUUCUCUUCCGGAUAACAAUAACAAAACUAGAGCAUUCUGCAAAGGAGCAUCAGAAAUAGUGGUGAAAAUGUGUGACAAAGUUGUUAACUCAGAAGGUAAAGUUGUUGAUUUGAACGAACAACAAAGAAAUAGCAUCAAUGAAGUAAUCAAUGGUUUUGCUUCCGAUGCACUGAGAACACUCUGUGUAGCCUUCAAGGAUAUUGAAGCGUCUUCUGAAGAUGGCAACAGCAUUCCGGAGGAUGAAUAUACUUUAAUUGCUAUUAUUGGGAUCAAGGAUCCAGUGAGGCCUGGAGUUAAAGAAGCUGUUAAGACUUGUUUGGAUGCUGGAAUUACUGUUAGAAUGGUGACCGGUGAUAAUAUAAACACCGCUAAAGCUAUAGCUAGAGAAUGCGGUAUCUUGACCGAUGGAUUGGCAAUAGAGGGACCGGAUUUUCGGAACAAAACUCAGCGAGAAAUGGAAGAGAUAAUACCUAAAUUGCAGGUAAUGGCUAGAUCAUUGCCACUUGAUAAGCAUACCUUGGUGAAACAUUUGAGGAAUGACUUUAAUGAAGUUGUGGCAGUAACAGGUGAUGGGACCAAUGAUGCACCAGCUUUGCAUGAAGCUGAUAUUGGAUUUGCUAUGGGUAUUGCUGGAACAGAGGUUGCAAAAGAGAAUGCAGAUGUGAUUGUAAUGGAUGAUAACUUUACAACAAUUGUGAAUGUUACAAGAUGGGGCCGUUCUGUUUACAUUAACAUACAAAAGUUUGUCCAGUUCCAAUUAACUGUUAAUGUUGUAGCUCUCAUGCUCAAUUUUGUUUCAGCUUGUGUCUCAGGAUCUGCUCCCCUUACUGCUGUUCAAAUGCUAUGGGUAAACAUGAUUAUGGACACAUUAGGUGCAUUGGCAUUGGCUACAGAACCACCACAUGAUGGGUUAAUGAAGAGACCACCUAUUGGAAGAAAUGCAAAGUUCAUAACUGGGGUGAUGUGGAGGAAUAUCAUUGGUCAGAGCCUUUAUCAAACUAUUGUUCUUUUGGUUCUUAAAUUUCGUGGUGAAAAGAUUCUUAAGCUCAAUGGACCUGAUGCUACCUCUAUUCUUAAUACUGUCAUAUUCAACACCUUUGUCUUUUGCCAGGUAUUCAACGAGAUAAACAGCCGUGACAUGGAAAAGAUUAAUGUUUUGAAAGGCCUAUUGAGUAGCUGGAUUUUUCUGAUGGUAAUGGCCUCAACAGUAUGCUUUCAAGUCAUAAUAGUUGAAUUCCUUGGUGCUUUUGCUCAAACAGUGCCACUGAGUAGAGACUUAUGGUUAACAAGUGUGAUGAUUGGUGCUGUAAGUUUAGUAGUAGCUGUUGUCUUAAAGUGCAUUCCAGUCCCUGUCAAAAAUUACGUUGCAACACAUCAUGAUGGUUAUGAGCAACUCCCAACUGGACCAGAGUUGGCAUGAAUAUAAUACAUGGUUCUCUAUGCUAGCUACCCACUUUUUGUUUCUAUUCAGAAAAUCUCUUGUUUUUUUGUAGUCAAAAUAUUAUAUUGGUAGCAACUAGCAAACAUAUUAAAGAGCAUAAGGUUUUUAAUUUAAGUACAUAGUU